Blastocystis hominis is the source of this 205-nucleotide messenger RNA. RefSeq lists its product as hypothetical. The record is from RefSeq and is a predicted model, not a curated record. The transcript has 2 exons. The coding region runs from base 53 to 184 and encodes 43 amino acids. Lineage: Eukaryota; Bigyra; Opalinata; Blastocystidae.
GUGGGCCAAGAACCCCAACUGGAAGCGUAAUACCAAAGUCGCUGCUUUGGUGAUGGUCGCUCUGUGCAUUCCUGUCUUUAUGACCUCGAAAAAUAUGGAGAGAAGACCUCUGGCUCCAUUUAGACACAUUCCUAGUCAAUAUUGGUGUAAACAUGCAAAGGAAGACGACCCUAGACUUGAGUAAACGCGUAAUGUAUUCUUUUAA